Messenger RNA from Chiroxiphia lanceolata (lance-tailed manakin), 2448 nucleotides. It is a transcript of the gene OVCA2, whose product is annotated as OVCA2 serine hydrolase domain containing. The transcript has a single exon. The coding region runs from base 43 to 750 and encodes 235 amino acids. Gene Ontology annotation, cellular component: cytoplasm; nucleus. The record is from RefSeq and is a predicted model, not a curated record. NCBI's taxonomy places the organism in Eukaryota, Metazoa, Chordata, Aves, Passeriformes, Pipridae. Gene Ontology annotation, biological process: response to retinoic acid.
UUCGGCGGGAAGGCGGAAGCGGCGCUCACAGUGUCGGCGGCCAUGGCGGCGGAGGCGCGGCCGCUGCGGCUGCUGGCGCUGCACGGGUACCGGCAGAGCGCCCGCCGCCUCCACCAGCGCACCGGCGCGCUCCGCAAGGCCCUGCGCGGCCGCGCAGAGCUGCUUCCCAUCGACGCUCCGCACCCCGUGUCCUCCGCCACCGCCCAGGACGACCCCGACGGGGACGACCCGCCCCGCGGCUGGUGGUUCUCGGGGCCCGGCACGUUCGAGGCGGGCGAGGUGGCGGCGGCGCCGGAGGGGCUGGAGGAGUCUCUGUUGGUCGUGGCGGCGGCGCUGGCGGAGCAGGGACCGUUCGACGGGCUGCUGGGGUUCAGCCAGGGCGCGGCGCUGGCCGCCAUGGUGUGCGCGCUGCGGGCCCGCGGCGACCCGCGCUUCCCCGUGGCCUUCGCCGUGCUGGUGGCCGGGUUCGCCAGCCGCGCCCCGGCGCACGGGCACUUCUACCGCGACCCCAUCGCCCUCCCCACGCUGCACGUCGUGGGGGACACGGACGCCGUGAUCGCGGCCCCGCUCAGCAUGGAGCUGGCCCGAUGCUUCGUGGAGCCGGUGGUGCUCGCCCACCCUGGCGGACACUUCAUCCCCGCGGCUGCGGCGCAGAAGAAAGCCUACCUGGAAUUCUUGGAACGCUUCCGGCCCGGGCAGGGGCAGGCCGAGCCCCCAGGGGUAGGGGAGGUUUCAGAACGGUCUGUGUAAUAAAGGGGGCUCUGGUGAGCCAUUUGUAGACACCCACGACUGUUUCGGUGCCCCCAGUCAUCAGCAGCUCCCUACACCACUGUGCUCUGCAGUGUUCACCCAGGGCCCAGCUAAAUGGUUCUUUAUCUCCCUUUUUAUUUCAGCUUUGUUGUAUACAUGAGUAUAUAAUAUAUAAAUAACAUAUAAUCAUAUAUGUAUAUAAAAUUAUAUACAUAUAUAUGUAUAUGACAUAGUAUGAGAUGUAGUGUGACUCUGGGGGGAUUGAGGGCAGAAGGGUGACACUGCUCUGUGUGUGAAGUGCUUCCAGAGACUCAAGUCGCUGCUCAAAAUCAGAGUCCCUCAGCUCAACCACAGGAAGUGUCUGUAGGUCACAGAGCUCCUGCAGCUGUUACCCCCAAAGAUUUGCGGGUUUUAAUAUCUAUUAAGCCAAGCUUCCAGCUGGUCUGGAUCUGGAAAACCUUCUCACCCCUGGCUGGUGUUUGUUUCGAGAGUGAAGUGUCUGCUGGUUCAGUACAUGUGUUGAAUCUUCCCUGUACAAAGUGCCUCCAUGAACAAGAAAAACUUGUCACUCCAUUUCUGGCUCUGAUAAUAUUUUCCAGAAGCACAUGGGAACCUUUAUUGCUGCUACAGGUGAAGGUGCCCUGCUUGGCUGCUGCCCAGUGCAGUGCUGGAGCAGGCUGGGCACCAGCGUCAGGCCAGGGCUGUGCUUCGAGGUCUUCUCUAGCCACAGCUUUCCUUAGGGGUUUAUGGUUGGCAAAAGAGAAAUCAGGUGUAAAUUCUUCAUUUUCCCCCUGCCUGAGCAGCAGGGCAGCGCAGUGUCAUCCAUGCAAGGGCCAGAGGACAACAGGAGCAGGCAGAGGGGCAGGGGCUGAAGCCCUUCCCAUGUUCCCUCAGCUGGGAACAGGCCUGGGAGCUGCCACAGGUUAAACCAACGCGGCAGAAAUGAGUGGUUCUCAGCCCUGGGAGGUUUUUACCUUUUGGUUUGUUGCUGGUUACUCAGCAGCACAAUGGUGGUGGUGUCAGGAAGAUGAGGCAGUUUCUCUGCAGCCCAGCCCCAGGCUGGUGUCCUGGGGGUGUUGUGGGGGGAGUUUGGGCAGUGGUGGCCGGCUUGGCCACUUCGGCUGGGCUGUAUCACAGCUCGUUUUAAGGUGUGGGGUGUCUGCACUCCUUGGUGACCACAUCGGGGAGGCUGUUUUUGGGGGGGGGGCUGCAGCAGCAGCAGCUCCGGCCGAACCCGGCGACCAGCUGCGACAAAGCAGCGGCGCUUUUGUCUCUGCUCUGCCCCCUCAGUCCUGGGCAGCCGUGGAGGGACGCGCUCGUCAAGCCCGCCGGUAGCUCUUUAAUUACCGCCGAGCUCCGGCCCCGCGGCGAUCGCUCGGCACGGCGGAGGAACCGCAGCCAUGGCCGCCCGCCCGCACUGCGGCCCCGCACCGCCGACCCCCGGUAGCUCCCGGGCACAGGGAGGCACUUGGCAGCUCGCUGGCGGCGGGAUGGGGAAGGAGCCCAGGGUGCGGUGAGUGAGCAGCACGGUGCGGGCUCUGCGGGCGGCUCCCUCGGGUGGGCUGGGGAGGGAGGGGUGACCCGAGCUGGGGUGCUGCAGUACCUGCCUCUCUCUUCCCAGGGUCUGCUUAAAGAUGGCUCCUGCCGGUUGGCUCCUGUACCGGGUUAAAAUAAACUAAUAAAAAGAGAGAAACGCGA